AUGGUUCGCACUAGUUUCCGCAUUGCUGCAUCAGAUAAGUCUGUCCCCUAUCUCUCUGGGACGAAAGAUUUUCAGUAUUUGAGAGGAAAAGAAGCUCUUUUGUCUGGGAUCACAAAAGAAACGGCGACCGGAGCUUUUGUAUUAGCGGUAUCAAACGCCAAAGAUAACGGAAAAUCAAUAAUGAAAAGUCUUUGUUCCCAUUUUGCCGAAAGUUUUACUACUCCUAUUGGGUCAUAUAAACAAUUCAGUAUUUCAUUUAUAGAUGAAUCAGCUGGAGAUUUAUUGCAAUACCGAUGUGAUCGAAUUACUGACAUUGAUGCUAUUAUUGAGGAAGAACAAGGUCGACAUAGAUGUUGUUCGUUAAAGGUUUCUGUGGUUCAUCCAACCAGUAGUUCUUUUGAUUUUUCCGAUAUUCACUUAACGGUGCUUAUUUGGAAUGAAGGGAUACUAGACCAUGAUUUUGUUCGUGCUACAGAACGUGUUGCAUCGGUCUUUGAAACCAGAAUUGUGUCAAUAUAUGUGUAUCUUGAAUCAAUGAAUGCAUCUUUGGUUAAACAAUACAUAGGUAUGGUUUACGAACUCCGUGCGGCUUGUGAAACGAGAGUCUUUGGGGUUGAUCAAAGGGUUAGUUCACAUGUUCGGUUGCAGGAAGUGAGAGCCUGGUCAAUUUUUUUGAAUGAAUUUGAACACUUCGCUCCACAGUCAGAAGGACCUUAUUUUAUAAAUCUGAAUCCCAAACUGGUGGUUGGGGAGAAGUUGGCACAUGCCAUAUCUAAGGGUUCUAGCUAUAUUGUAGCAGAAGAAAGUAAUUCAAGUUUUGUAGACUUUGUUGUAUUUCCUUUGGGUAAUACUAAAGAAGGAGUUGGUCAUCGAAGCAUCUAUUCUCCUCACUGUCGCUUAACGUAUGAAAAAGGCAUAGUUUGCAUCCGCCCUGAAUGUGGGAUGACGUACGUUAACGGACAACUGCUUUCUUCUGAAAUUGUGCUUCGACACAAUGAUCGUAUUGUUUUGGGUAAAGAAAUGGCUUUUCGUUUCGUUAUGGUGUCAGAUAAAAUGCCACUUACAUCAUCUUCUCGAAUAUUGGAUUGGGAAUUAUGUUGUAAGGAAUUUGACUACGUGACAUCAAAUACUGUUAAACAAGCUGAAUGUAAUCAACUUGAAAGAGAUUUGAGUCAACUAAAAGAGGAUUAUGAGGUACUUUACCGGCAACUGCAAAUUGAACGUGGGAGUGAUGACAAAGCUUGGUUGAUUCUCAAUAAUCCUCCUAGUGAUUAUACUGCAUCAUUUGUGUGGCAUUUAGGAUGGAUGAAGGUAGGUGACUCGAUUACCCUGGGUCCAAAAGGAGAUAUUGAUCUCUCAUUUCUCAAUGCUCUUGCAGUUAUUUCCCGUACAAAUAGUGGCUUCAUAUACAAUUGUGGAUCGGUGUCGUUGAAACUUACACACUGUCACCGUUUUUUAAAUGGGGACAGUAUCUUUUCUGUUUGUUUAAAACCUGUUGUAUCUGAUGAUAAUGUUCGCACCAAAAAUAAGGUCUCUGCAGGAAAGGAGUUGGAGGUUUUUUCUGAUGAUGAUAUUUGUGAGCUUAGAAAUAGAUUGUUUGAGCUUCAAUGGUCAAUAACACUUCUCUUUGAUUUUGCCUUCCCCCAAGAGAAGGCGCGCUCAGGUGGUUCUUCGAGUGAUCCUUAUCAUGUAAGAAGAACACAGAUGAGCAACGACGACAUAUUAACAUCAUCAAAAUUCAAACUACAAAAUGUAGCACAUAUGGCCGAAAAAAUGACGGAGGCUAUUCGAAUGAUAGGUUUUCAAUUGAUGAAUGAAAUUAACAAUGGUAUUUCAACAACCAAAAGGGAUACUUGUAUGAUAGAAGACGGUGAGAAUGCUACAAAAGAGCUCUUAAAACAAAUCAACAACGACACAAAACUUUCACACGAUUUACUUCUUCGAGUGCAACAAUUGGUGGGGAGAAUGCUUAUUGAGGGGGAUACACAAGGUUGGGGAAACAAGGUACAAUCUGGUAGCCCGCUGAAAAUUAAGAAUUUUGGUAAUAUAUCUUGCAAUGACCUCAAAACGAGGAUAAUGAAUGUCAGGGCCAAGUGCUUUUGUGCUUCUCCAGAACUUGUGCGACGGAUGGGAAAUACGCUAGAUGUUCUUUCUGGAACUUCAGACCCCAAUAUGCUUUGGGAGCGCUAUCUGAAGGUGCUGGACGCUCUGACAAGGCCAUAUACUGAUGUUUCUACUGCGGUCGCCUCCAAGCGGCAGGGACUUGUGUAUGCCCUUGUAGACGUUCUCGUGGCGCUCGACUACACCGUGCGGGGUGGACUUCUCACCGAGGAGGGGGCGGGUUUAGAGGCCCGUCUGCCGGCGUGGGAGGCGAUCGCCGAUUUUGUGCCCGCCGCCUUCCCGCCCCGCCCCUCCCGCCGGCCGACGCCCCGCGCCGCCUCCCGCCCGACCUCCCGCCCCGCCACCCCGCGAGACCGACCGGCCGGACACACACGCCCAGCAGACCCCGCACGGCGGGCCGCGUCGUCCGGGAAGUCUCCGCGUACCCUGCGAAGUCUCACACCCACAGGCGCAACCACACGCACCAAUAGUAAAUCCGCCGGACUAAGAAGCACGCCCACGUCACCGAGAGUAGGUGAGAGAGCGGUGGGGGUGGGUAGCACUGCUCCACGGCUGGGUGCCAUCUCAGCGGUACAGCGCACACUGCGAGGAACAACAGUUGUUGGUGCCGGAAGAGCAACACCACAGGGAGGAGCACGUGCUGUUUCUCCCAAGUCUCCUCUUUUACGUGGCACGUUAGACGAUUUGGCCAUCGGACGAAAAAAAAAGAAGGCGCUCGACAGUGGAUAG
Molecule: messenger RNA, 2850 nt
Organism: Trypanosoma theileri
Lineage: Eukaryota; Euglenozoa; Kinetoplastea; Trypanosomatida; Trypanosomatidae
Exons: 1
Coding region: 1-2850 (949 amino acids)
Molecular function (GO): protein binding
Source: RefSeq, a predicted model, not a curated record